Molecule: messenger RNA, 420 nt
Organism: Gryllus bimaculatus (two-spotted cricket)
Lineage: Eukaryota; Metazoa; Arthropoda; Insecta; Orthoptera; Gryllidae
Source: the annotation of a GenBank genome assembly
CAGAAGACGGCAUGGAACGGUUUGCGUGCCCCACGCCUGACCGAAUGGGCCGCUACCGCUGCAUCGACGACCACGUGCUCUGCGACGGUUUCAUCGACUGCCCCAGCGGCGAAGACGAGGACCGCCAAGCGUGUAUGUUCUAUAAAACGACGAAGGCGCACCUGGACGUGCUGGCGGACGCGCUGCUGCGGUGGGCGCGGGGCCGCUAGAGGCGGCGCCGCAGCCACAGUCGCCGGCGCCGGCGCCGCCGCGGCCCACACAGCUCCUGCAGCGCCUGCGCCCCUCACAGCCUCGGCCGCCGCAGACGCCGACGCCGACGCCGCCCCGACUCGCGCUCCGUACCUCUUUUGUUUCGUCUACAUGUACCUCACUUUACUCUGAUGACGCUCCCGCCGCGCCCCGGCCGGUCUUGAGGACGAC